Molecule: messenger RNA, 987 nt
Organism: Ogataea haglerorum
Lineage: Eukaryota; Fungi; Ascomycota; Pichiomycetes; Pichiales; Pichiaceae
Exons: 2
Coding region: 1-987 (328 amino acids)
Biological process (GO): mRNA export from nucleus
Cellular component (GO): nucleus
Molecular function (GO): mRNA binding
Source: RefSeq, a predicted model, not a curated record
AUGACCUUUCAAAAAAAAAUAACUGCCGCAGUUGUUGUUCCUCCGGAUGGCGUGAGGGGCAACACGGGUUGGACCGCGAAGGAUAGCCUAUGCGGGGCCAGCUGGGGGUAUGUUAGGAGCAGACGGCUUUGCGAUCCGAGUAGAACCGCUGGAAAGUUGCCAGGUAAACGUGGUGGUUACCAAUGCAGCAAUAAUCGGAGUUUGACAGCUUGCAGCAACCAUUGGCCGCCUUCAAAAUCAGCGGACUCCUGUCGGCUCCCGGCCCCAGGCGCGCGGUCGAUCGACGCGGAUUUCAUGUUUUUUCCAGCCUCGACAUUUGUUGACAUGUCGCUUCUUGAACAGUCGUUGGACGAGAUUAUUAACAGCGGACCGGGCGGUUCGCGGAAGAGCCACAGUAGGCCCCGGCAGAGGGCUCAUCGAGGAGUGUCCAAGGCGCACGGAAAGCCCUCCAGGGGCGGCAGAAGACCGCACAGACCGUCGGCUCCUCUUCCUCGCAGCAAGGAAGCGGAGGAGCUCAGCGGCGGACGACCAUAUUUGCGCGUGUCGCAUCUCCACCCGGAGCUGACCGAGAAAGACCUGGAGGGCCUUUUUUCCAGCAUCGGAGACCUGCUUUUCACAAAGAUAGAAUACAACACCAGAGGCGAGUCUACGGGGGUUGCCUUCGUAGGGUACCAGAACCCUGCCGACUGCGAGGUUGCGAUAGAGCGGUUUGACGGGCGCAGGGCCGCGGGCCAGAUUAUCAGCGUGGAGAACGCGAUUCCGCUGUCGCAGCGGAUUAGCGUGUCCAAACGCGGAAAGAAGGCGAGAAGUCGCGACAGAGAGCCCAAACCGCGUCGCAAGACCGUCGAGGAGCUGGACGCGGAGCUGAACAGCUACAUGGGCGCUCCUGCGACAGAGGCGCCAGCAGCGGCGGAACAGCCGAGCGAGACGGGUGAGAUCGGCGACAGCAAUCCUGCGUUUGCGGCUACAGACAUGAUGGUCGAAUAA